CCGUCCCGGAUGCCGUACUAAACCCGGACAGGAUGUGGCUUUGAAGUACGUUACCAAAAUGUGUUAGCUAAGAACAACGACUUGUAAGCAUCAUGACAAAAACAUGUUUCCCCAAGAAAAAAUAGCAUUUGUAUCAAAGUAGAGGAUCGUGGCGGGGAUGUGGCUACGUUAUGGGAAACGUUUUCGGGAGAAAGAGUCGCCCUUCUCGAGUUACAGAACAAGACCGAGCGAUUCUGCAACUGAAACAGCAGAGAGAUAAACUGAAGCACUACCAGAAGAGAGUCACCCUGCAGCUGGAGAAGGAGAGGAGUCUGGCCAAGCAGCUGCUGAAGGAUGGAAAGAAAGAGAAGGCACUGGUUCUUCUCAAGAAGAAGCGUUAUCAGGAUCAACUGCUAGACAAGACUGAGAAGCAGAUAUCAAACCUGGAACGCAUGGUUCAAGACAUUGAGUUUGUCCAGAUCGAGAUGAAAGUCAUUGAGGGGCUGAAGGUUGGAAAUGACUGUCUGAAGAGUAUGCAUGAGGCCAUGUCACUAGAGGACGUGGAGAGGAUCAUGGAUGAGACCCAGGAUGCUAUAGAAUACCAGAGGCAAAUAGAUGAGAUGCUGUCAGGCUCCCUGACUCAGGAGGAUGAGGAUGCUGUGUUAUCUGAGCUGGAGGCUAUCACUCAGGGUGAAGAUGUAGAACUUCCAGAGGUCCCCACUGAGCCUCUACCAGAGGUCCCAGAACCAGCUGAGACAGAGCCAGAGAGAAGACCAGCAAGGAACAAGGAGAACAGAGAGAUGCUGGCAGCGUAGAGACAAGACUCAACAAUAACAACAGUAGAUG
Molecule: messenger RNA, 825 nt
Organism: Salvelinus namaycush (lake trout)
Lineage: Eukaryota; Metazoa; Chordata; Actinopteri; Salmoniformes; Salmonidae
Product: charged multivesicular body protein 6-like
Exons: 8
Coding region: 171-794 (207 amino acids)
Biological process (GO): vesicle budding from membrane; late endosome to vacuole transport via multivesicular body sorting pathway
Cellular component (GO): ESCRT III complex; multivesicular body
Source: RefSeq, a predicted model, not a curated record